Galendromus occidentalis (western predatory mite) is the source of this 472-nucleotide messenger RNA. RefSeq lists its product as uncharacterized. The record is from RefSeq and is a predicted model, not a curated record. The transcript is spliced from 2 exons. Bases 39 to 377 code for a protein of 112 amino acids. Lineage: Eukaryota; Metazoa; Arthropoda; Arachnida; Mesostigmata; Phytoseiidae.
AUCUGCUUCGACGUGAAGUGUACAUCGCAACUCUCAAUAUGAAACAAAUCCUGAUCCUGCUCCUCUGCGCCCUGAUGUCUGAGGGCUGGGCCGCGACGCCGGUCAGCCGGGAAAUCAACUUGAAGAACUACUGCAUCGAACGCAAGGCAACUCUCGAAAACGUCGAGUACCUCCAGGGGAGAAUCGAUCACGGUCAAAAAUUGUGGCACAGAACAAGGAAAAACCUCGAGACGGCCAGGGAUGGACUUCGCAAACACGCUGGAAUGCUGGAAGAAAAAAUUUCCGCCGAGGGAGCCGAUCAUGCGGUAGUCUGUCAAGGCAGGAAGGAUGUCAGGGAUACCGCCAACAGUCUCGCAGAAUCACCCCUGAUUCUCUAGGUCACAAGAGGGCAUCCAACUCAACCGCAAUCGAGCCUUAAUUUAUCAACAGCGUAUUUAUUGAGACUCCCCUCGAAUAAAAUUAGCACGGAAAA